Molecule: messenger RNA, 1623 nt
Organism: Mixia osmundae IAM 14324
Lineage: Eukaryota; Fungi; Basidiomycota; Mixiomycetes; Mixiales; Mixiaceae
Exons: 5
Coding region: 1-1623 (540 amino acids)
Biological process (GO): 7-methylguanosine mRNA capping
Cellular component (GO): nucleus
Molecular function (GO): mRNA 5'-cap (guanine-N7-)-methyltransferase activity
Source: RefSeq, a predicted model, not a curated record
AUGAACUUGAUCAACGAAGAUGCCGGCAACCUGACGCCAGUCAACCCCUUUGACUCGACGCCAGCAGCGACUUCAGAUGUUGAGCCAUCAGACGACGAUGAUGCAACGCCCCCAAUGUCUAUUGCAACACGAACCCCUGCGCUUGCUCCCACUGCUGUGGUAGCUUCUGUCCCCAAGCGAGCACCAAUGAGUGCUCUAGAGCACUUGAAUGCGCUCAAGUCGCGCACCGCCCCGACCAAGUCAAGCGAUCCAUCAAGGGACGAAGCAGCAGAGAUUAUCCGUCAGCUUGCCCCUGCGCCUACUGCUACAGCUACACCUGCCUCUCAGACCAAUGUAGCAAGAGAGCCUUCCCACACGCCCGCUGUUUUUCUAGACUUACCCGAAGGAGCAUAUAAUCCACGCAAGCGAGUCUCCAGAGCAGAUCAUGUCUUGCGACCGAUUAGCAAAGCAGAAUUCGAGCUCAUGACUGCCUUGUCACUGCGCAAUCCCCUCCGAACGAGCCAUGCCAUCGGCGUGGAAGAGCCUUCGUGGUACAAGCGCUACAAGCCAGCCGCCAAGAAUGGCAUGGACGCAACGGAGUCGCCUGUACUGACGAAACGUAAAGCCGUCGAACCUGCUGCUGCAGCCGAAUCCGACACGAACAAACGGAGGAAGGAGGUCGAGCCUGAGCCUGUCGCCAGCGCAGAUGCGCAAAUCGUCGCCCAUCAUUAUAAUGUGAGACCCAACGUCGGUGUACAUGCCAGGGACGAAUCGCCGAUCAUCGGUCUGAAGCGGUUCAAUAAUUGGAUCAAGUCUACACUCAUGGCUAUGUUCGCCCUGCCACACUCCGAGCAAAUCGCAGAAGCCAAGCAACCUGGCCGAUGGGGCCUCAAAGUGCUCGAGCUGGGCUGCGGAAAGGGUGGCGAUCUGCAUAAAUGGGACAAGUUACAUACGCAGCAGCUCGUAGGAAUAGAUGUCGCCUCCAUGUCGAUCGAGCAAGCUCAGUCACGUUACAGGGGGAUGAAGAGGUGUAAAGUCAAGGCGCAGUUCUACGCAGCCGACUGCUUCUCUAAUUCACUUUCGUCGAUUGUCGAGCCAGAGGUACUCGCCCAGCCGUUCGAUCUGGUCAGCAUGCAAUUCUCGAUGCACUACGCUUUCCAGUCUGCAUCGAAAGCACGCAUGAUGCUCGAAAACGUUUCACGCUACCUCAAGCCAGGCGGACACUUUAUCGGCACGGUACCCAACGCUGACAUUCUUCGAGAAAGGCUCGAGGCGAUUCCUGAAGAUGCAGAGGCGCUCGCCUUUGGCAACGAAUACUAUCGCAUAGAGUUCGAUUCACGCACCGGUCCGGCCUUUGGAUUCAGAUACACAUACUUUCUGCUCGAUGCUGUGGAGGACGUUCCCGAAUUCCUGGUCGAUUGGGAACAAUUCGAGCAGCUCGCGGCAGAGUAUUCUCUCAAGACGGUCUACAGAGCAGAGUUUCACGAGCUCUUCGAAUCCAAUCAGCAUGACAAGAGAGGUGCAGAAUCUCUGCAAAGAAUGCGCGUCGUCAAUGAUCAAGGUCAAAGCGACAUGACGCUUGAGCUAUGGGAAGCAGCCAACAUUUACUGGGCAUUUGCCAUGCAAAAGGAAGAGUCAACAUAG